GCAGACACUGCAGUGCACUGAGCACCUACUGGAUUGUAGAAGACAGCACCAUGGAUUCUGUGAGAGAAGAAGUGAAUUUGACUACCACCGCUCCCAACCAGAGCUGUGAUGUGUAUAUCCACAUGGAGACGGCCCAGGUCCUCUUCCCCAUCUUCUACACCUUAGUGUUCCUUGUCAGCAUCUGUGGCAACAGUCUGGUUCUCUAUGUCACCUGGCAAAAACAGCAAAAGUUCAACUCCACCUCCUUGUAUCUGGUCAACCUGGCACUGUCUGACACCCUGUUUACCCUGGCACUUCCGGGCAGAAUCACAUACUACACCCGGGGGUUUGACUGGCCUUUUGGGGACCUCAUGUGCAGGCUGACAGCUGUCAUGUUCUACACCAACACCUACGCUGGCAUUGGCUUCAUGACCUGCAUUAGCCUGGACCGCUAUCUGGCUAUGGUGCACCCACACCAGCUGGUCCGUCUUAGGAAGGCGAAGGUGGUGCGGACUGUCUGUACCCUGGUGUGGCUGCUAGUGUUCCUUCAGACUACGCCCUUGCUCUUCAAGAGCAUGCUGAUGGACAACGGGAGCAAGCGCACCUGCAUGGAAUACUUCAAUUUGGGGAGCUCCCACUUUCUACCAUACCUGCUCCUCCUGGCCUGUACCAUCAGCUUCUGCAUCCCCCUGGGGGUCAUUAUGGGCUGCUACACCAAGAUCAAUCGUAAACUAUCCACGACCGCCAAGCAGAACCCUGUGACUAGCCGCUCGCAGCGCAACCACAGAGCCAACAACAUCAUCCUGCUGAUCCUCUUCACCUUUGUGGUGUGCUUCAGCCCCUACCACGUCAACAUCAUGCAGUUCAUGGUCCGCAAGCUGCUCCACGAGCCAUCCUGCGAGGAGCUGAAGGCCUUCAAGAUGUCCCUGCAGGUCACUGUCUCUAUGAUGAACCUCAAUUGCUGCCUGGAUCCCGUCAUCUACUUCUUCGCCAUCAAGACCUACAAGCAGAGAGUGAUCAGCUUGCUGAAGGGCCAUCUGUCCACAACCAUCCUGUCCUCCAAGUCCAUGGCUGAGAACAGCAGCAGCAACACAUGA
Messenger RNA from Megalops cyprinoides (Indo-Pacific tarpon), 1076 nucleotides. RefSeq lists its product as uncharacterized. Gene Ontology annotation, cellular component: membrane. The record is from RefSeq and is a predicted model, not a curated record. Gene Ontology annotation, molecular function: G protein-coupled receptor activity; oxysterol binding. The transcript has 2 exons. The coding region runs from base 51 to 1076 and encodes 341 amino acids. Gene Ontology annotation, biological process: G protein-coupled receptor signaling pathway. NCBI's taxonomy places the organism in Eukaryota, Metazoa, Chordata, Actinopteri, Elopiformes, Megalopidae.